GAGAAAGGGAGAGGGGAGCGGAGGGAGGGGAGGAAACUGCCCCUCGCCCGCCCCGCCGGGGAAACCCCCCACCGCGGCCGUGUCCCGGGGCUGCCCGGGGCCGCGGGGCGGGCAGGGAGCGCGGCCCCGCCGCUGCCCGCCGUGUCGGAAGGGACCCACCGGGGCGGGAGGCGGCUCGGCUCGGCUUCCCCCCCCCCUCCGCUUCCCCCCCCUUCUUUUUUUUUUUUCUUUUUUUUUUUUUUAUGCAAACGCCGGGCGAGGAUUGUUGCACAUUGUUGCAAAAGCAAAGAGCAAUAAAAAACACGGCGAAAGCGGCGGGAGCGCGGGGCGGCGGCGGCGGCCGGCGGUGCCGCUUGGGGAGCGGCGGAGGCUGGCGGCGGACCCCGGCGCUCAGAGCCCGGCUGAUUGGAAGAGAAAACGCAGCGCCAUGGAGGCGGGGGAAAGCGCGAUCGUCUCUGCGGGGACUGGAGCGCGUCCACGCCCGGGGCCAGCGCUGCAGAGCUGGCCGCCGUUCAACCGCCGCUUCCCCGCCCCGGCCCCGCCGAGCGAGCCCCGGCCCCGCCGAGCCGCGGCCCCCCAAAGCCGCGGGCCCGCAGGUACGUGCCUGCGCCGGGGGAGCCGUGCCGCGCCGUGCCGCGCCGCCCGGGCUCGCCAUUCGCCGCCGCGCCGCUCCGCCGGCGGGGCUGGAGGAGGCGCUUUGUUCCUCCCCGGGCUCCCGCUGCCGCCGCCGCGCACCGGGCUCGAGCCGAGCGGGAGUGAUCUCGGGUAGCGCGCGAGGGAGCCGGCGGGGACCGUCCUGGGCGCAGGCAGGUGGAGGAUGAACGGCGAAGCCGAGUGCCCUGCAGACUUGGAAAUGACAGCUCCCAAAAACCAAGACCGCUGGUCUCAGGAGGACAUGCUGACUCUGUUGGAGUGCAUGAAGAAUAACCUGCCCUCCAACGACGGGAGCAAGUUCAAAACCACCGAGUCCCACCUGGACUGGGAGAAAGUGGCUUUCAAGGACUUCUCGGGGGAGAUGUGCAAGAUGAAGUGGAUGGAGAUUUCUAACGAGGUGAGGAAGUUUCGGACCCUCACAGAGCUCAUUAUGGACGCCGAAGAGCACGUGAAGAAUCCUUACAAGGGCAAAAAGCUCAAGAAACACCCCGAUUUCCCCAAGAAGCCCCUGACUCCCUAUUUCCGCUUCUUCAUGGAGAAGCGGGCCAAAUACGCCAAGCUUCACCCCGAAAUGAGCAACCUGGAUCUCACCAAGAUCCUGUCCAAGAAAUACAAGGAGCUUCCCGAGAAGAAAAAGAUGAAAUACAUCCAGGACUUCCAGCGAGAGAAGCAGGAGUUUGAGAGGAACCUGGCAAGGUUCAGGGAAGAUCACCCGGAUCUCAUCCAGAACGCCAAGAAAUCCGACGUCCCUGAAAAACCCAAGACCCCCCAGCAGCUGUGGUACAACCACGAGAAGAAGAUCUACUUGAAAGUGCGUCCAGAUGCCACCACGAAGGAGGUGAAAGAGUCGCUGGGCAAGCAGUGGUCUCAACUCUCGGAUAAAAAGAGGCUGAAAUGGAUUCAUAAGGCCCUGGAACAGCGGAAGGAGUACGAGGAGAUCAUGCGUGACUACAUCCAGAAGCACCCCGAGCUGAACAUCAGCGAGGAGGGCAUCACCCGCUCCACCCUCACCAAGGCUGAGCGCCAGCUCAAGGAUAAAUUUGAUGGACGACCCACAAAGCCACCUCCGAAUAGCUACUCCCUGUACUGCGCAGAGCUGAUGGCCAACAUGAAAGAUGUGCCCAGCACUGAGCGGAUGGUGCUGUGCAGCCAGCAGUGGAAACUGCUCUCCCAGAAGGAAAAGGACGCAUACCACAAAAAAUGUGAUCAGAAAAAGAAAGACUACGAGAUUGAGCUCCUCCGCUUCCUGGAGAGCCUGCCCGAGGAGGAGCAGCAGCGGGUGCUAGGUGAGGAGAAGAUGCUGGGCAGCAACCGGAAAGGGGCAACGAGUCCCGCAUCCAAAAAGUCCUCACCAGAGACCGGCAAGGCCAGCUCAGAGAAGCCCAAACGGCCCAUCUCUGCCAUGUUCAUCUUCUCGGAGGAGAAGCGGAAGCAGCUGCAGGAGGAACGGCCGGAGCUGUCAGAGAGCGAGCUGACCCGGCUCCUGGCCCGCAUGUGGAAUGACCUCUCCGAGAAGAAGAAGGCCAAGUACAAAGCGCGGGAAGCGGCGAUGAAGGCGCAGUCGGAGAAGAAGCACGGCUCAGAUAAAGAGGAACGCGGGAAGCUGCCCGAGUCUCCCAAAACAGCCGAGGAGAUCUGGCAACAGAGUGUCAUCGGAGACUACCUGGCUCGUUUCAAGAACGACCGGGGAAAGGCGCUGAAGGCCAUGGAAGCCACUUGGAACAACAUGGAGAAGAAGGAGAAGCUGAUGUGGAUCAAGAAAGCGGCGGAGGAUCAGAAGCGAUACGAGAGGGAGCUGAGCGAGAUGCGGGCCCCUCCGUGCUCCACCAACUCCGCCAAGAAAAUGAAGUUCCAGGGAGAACCGAAGAAACCCCCCAUGAACGGUUACCAGAAGUUCUCCCAGGAGCUGCUGUCGAACGGGGAGCUGAACCACCUCCCGCUGAAGGAGCGGAUGGUGGAGAUCGGCAGCCGCUGGCAGCGCAUCUCCCAGGGCCAGAAGGACCACUACAAAAAGCUGGCGGAGGAGCAGCAGAAACAGUACAAGGUGCACCUCGACAUCUGGCUCAAGAGCCUCUCGCCCCAGGAGCGGGCUGCCUACAAGGAGCACACUUCCAACAAACGCAAGAGCAUAGGGAAGAUACGGGGCCCCAACCCCAAGAUGAAGCCGACGAUGCAGUCCAAGUCGGAGUCAGAGGAUGACGACGAGGAGGAAGAGGAGGAGGAAGAUGAUGAUGAAGACGAGGACGACGACGAUGACAACGGCGACUCAUCAGAGGAAGGCGGCGACUCCUCGGAGUCCAGCAGCGAGGAGGAGAGCGAGGACGGGGACGAGAACGACGAGGAUGACGAGGAUGAGGAUGAUGAGGAUGAGGAUGACAACGACUCGGAGGGCAGCAGCAGUUCCUCCUCCUCCUCGGGGGACUCCUCCGACUCCGACUCCAACUGAUCCGGCCAAGCUCUUAGUAACGGCGUUUGGUUUCUCGGUUUUGGUCCCAAAUCCCCGCCCCCAGCCCCCCAAAACCCCUUCCUCCUCUUCCUCCUGCCCCUCCUGGCGAGCCGCAGGCCCCCGUGGGACCCCCCAACCCAGGGAGCGGGGGCCGGAGGGACCCCUCUGCCGAGCUCACACUACGGGGGGGGGAGCCAGGGGCCGCUCCCGCCCUGGGCUGGGGGGGGGAGAGGGUGAGCCCCCCCGUCCCUCCCACCCCCCCUUACUCACCCCUUACCGAGGGAGGGGAAACGAUUUAUUUCUUUUUUUUUUUGUUGGUUUUUUUUUUGAGAUUUCAUUAUUUUUGGGGGGUCGCCCCGUCCUUGCCCCCUUCACGCCCUCGCUACCAGCUCCGGACUUUAUAGAAAGAAAACAAAAACAGGAAAAAAAAAAAAUCCCCCCCCCCUUUUUUUUUUCUUAAAAAAAAAACACAAAUGGAAAAAAAAACCCACCACCCCCCCGCAGCCCCUCCCGUCCCGCCCCAGGCAGCUGGCGCGGAGCAUGAGCCGAGUUGCUCAGGACUCAGCCGUUGGGACGAUGUCUCUUCCCCCCCAACUCCCCUCUCUGCGCACCCCCCAGCGUCUCGGGGAGCCCCCGACCCCCCAAAAAACCCCUUGUACAGUCUGGAAGCUGCACCGGGAGCUCACCGGGACCUCCGCAUCCACGGCACUUGGGAGCGCCGGCCACGGACCGUGACCACCCGGCGUGUCCCCGGGGGGGGGUGGGGGUGGAUGGGGGGGGGGGAACGACGUGUGUGUGCGUGUGUGUGUGUGCGCGUGAGCGUGUGUGCCGGGGUGGGGGGCACGCGCGGCUCCCCCCUGCUCAGCGUGACCAACGGGGGGGGGGGCGCGGGGGUGCUGCCGGAGCACCCCCCUGUGUUGUCGGUGGUUGUUGUGCCGUUGUAUUUUAUUUUAUUCUUUUUUUUUGUUUUUCCUUUUUAUAAAACAAGAAAGAUCCAUCUUUUAUUUUUUCUUCCCCCCCCAUUUCCCCCCCCCCCAUUUAUCCCCCCAUCUCUGGUGAAGCCGCUCCUCUCCCUUCGCCCCAGCGCUCCCCUCCUCCCAGUUGCCCCAGUUACCCCCAGUUUGCUCCCCACCUGGGGGGGGGGUCUUGCCCCCUCCCCCCCAGCCAUGCUGUAAAUAUUGGUGCGGUUUGGGUUUAUUUGGGGGGGGGGGGGUGAUGCCCCCUUCCCUCCCUGGGAGGGGGAUGGGGCUGCGGGGACCGGGGUGGGGGUGCAUGGGGGGGGCCUGGCGGCGCCUGUCUGGGGCCCCCCCCAUUUUUUUAAGCAGACACGAGCACCAGCAAUCCCAUGGCACCUCCCUGCAGGGUUCCCGUCCCCCCACCCCAUUCCCCCCCCCAAAAAAUGCCCGAUUCAGUUGGGGACCCCUCCAGACCUCUACUCUGUGGAGGGGGGGCACAAGGUUUGUCCCUUCGGGUCCCCCCCCCCACCCUGUCCCCGGAGAGGAGCUGGGCUGGGGGACAGGAUUUGGGGGGGCCCCAGGGAAGGGGUUGGGGGGCGUCUUCCCCCCCCCGCCCAGGCUGGGGAGGGGAGGCCGGGGGGGGCUUUUUCUCUCGUGCUUUAAUUCAGCCAUUUUUGUCUUCACCCCCAUCUCAGCUCAGCGGGUGGCUGGGAGGGGGCGGGGGGGGGCGAGCUGCAGGUUUGGGGUUUUUCUGGCUGCAAGGGGGGCCCCCCCAGGUUUGCUGCUCUCAGCACCCCAAAUCCAGCCCCCCCCAAAGACCUUGAGUCACCCCAAAACACAACUGGGGACCCCCUCAAUGGGGGGGACAGGCGACACCCCCGUCACAGCCUCUCGCCUCACGUUGGGCUGAAAAAACACCGUUUUGGGGAAACUGACCCCAAACCCGGGGGGGGGUGAACCUGGGUGCCCCCGCACGGACAAUCCCCCCAUGUCCCCCCCCGGGACCGGGGCCCCGAAGAACCCGGCCGGGGGUGGGUGUGUGUGUGUGCGCACGUGUGUGUGUGUGUGUGUGUGUCCCCCGUGUCUGUCUGUCCCUCUGUCUCCUUCCCCCCCCCCCCCUUUCCAUUUGGGAUUUUCCUUUAAUUUUCUCCCCAAUUUUUAAUUCCCCCCCCAAUCCCCGACAGGGAAUCCCAUCCCUUUUCUGCUGAAUGUACCCAGCACCGUUCGUGUUUUAGUGGAUGUGUUUUUAGUACAAAAAAAAGACAAAAAAAACCCUUUUUUUUUCUGUUUUAAAAAAAAUAAUAAUAAAAAAAUAAUAAAAAUGAAAAAUUCUUACAGCGCCGACAAUUGGGGGAAAAGGCGUUUGCGCUGCAAGAGAAUUGAACCUGAGUGCAUUUUGGCACUGCCACAAAAACCCGGGAUCCUUUAGAUGGAAGUUCUUGUGAAUUACAUUAAAAAAAAAAAAUACAAAAAAAAAAUCAUCUUUUUUUUCUAAUAUUUAAAGAGUGUUUUUGUAGGUUUAAAAAAAAGACAAAAAAAAAUUAAAAAAAAAAAUAAUCCCAACUUGGAAUUUGUACGGCUGAGCGGGAUGCGGGGGCCUCGCAUCUGCGGUGUCCCGGUUUGCUUGGGUUUCGGUUCUUAUUUUUUGUUGGUUUUUUUUGAGGUUUUUUUUUUUGUUGGUUUUCUUUUUUUUUUUUUGUAUAAUAAAGUGAAAAAUAAUGUUUCUGUUCUCAUGUCAUUACUAUAAAAAAUAAAACUU
Grus americana (Whooping crane) is the source of this 5815-nucleotide messenger RNA. RefSeq names its product upstream binding transcription factor (gene UBTF). The transcript has 22 exons. Bases 818 to 3100 code for a protein of 760 amino acids. Lineage: Eukaryota; Metazoa; Chordata; Aves; Gruiformes; Gruidae. The record is from RefSeq and is a predicted model, not a curated record.